Cladocopium goreaui is the source of this 534-nucleotide messenger RNA. The record is from the annotation of a GenBank genome assembly. NCBI's taxonomy places the organism in Eukaryota, Dinophyceae, Suessiales, Symbiodiniaceae.
AUGCCGCUAGAUUACUAUCAAGUCCUGGGGCUGGCAAAGACUGCCAGUGCGGAUGAAAUUCGCCGCGCCUACAAACAACAAGCACUGCGGCAUCAUCCGGACAAGAAUCCUGAGAAUGUGGAAGAAGCCACGGCAAAAUUCAAACUCGUCUCGGAAGCUUACUCCGUGCUGAAUGAUCCAGCACGACGGGCUGCAUAUGAUGCUGGCAAGCUGGGGAGUGACCGCGAAGAUGAGACUGGUAGCAAUUUCACUGCCAACAUGGCCCAUGAUCUCUUUGCAGAGGUUUUUGGCUCUGAAUUUGCGCGAAAAUUCGCCGAAGCCGCAGGCAAUGCAAGUUCUGCGGUGGCUGGCACCAUUGAUUUCGUGGCGGAGACAGAGACCUUUAAGGCCGCCAAACGUGCGACUGCCAGCGGCUUGAACAAGGCGGCCGAGUCGGUGGGGCAAAGUCAGGUGGUCCGAAGCGCAGUUGCCAAGCACCUGGGAUCCUUGACGGAUCAAGCCAACGUGCGUGUGGCGGAGAAGGCUCCAUUUUGA